GGUCCACUGUUGCGGUAUCUUUAGCGAACUGUAAUAAUAAUAAUAACAAAAUUACACAGCGUUCACAUUGCAGAGUUCUCUACCAUGCUUUCCAGAAUACUGUCUUCCUUUAAAUUUGUUUUAUUUUUUUUCAUUUGUCACUCAAUACAGGCCAGUACGCUACAAUCAGCUCCUAUCACUGUCUUUAUUGACGAACGGGAACCAGCGUCAAUCACCCAAAUCAAUAAAUCACCGUUGAACCAUACUGGAUUUCCCUUGAAUGCCACCACAGUGGCACUGCGAAGUAACGAUACAUUCUACAAUUAUAAUGCCGUGUGUCGCAACGUUAAAGAUGCAGCACACAUGUGGUUGGGACUGUGCAGUGCGGAGACCGUCGCGCAGCUGUAUUCCCAUAGCCAAGCGCUGCACAUUCCUCUGGUGGUUAACAGCGCGUACCAGCCUGCUGUCGCCAAUCAGGACAAGACUGCGUCGUACAUGUUGAAUGUCCAACCAGCAACUUUAACGCCGGUGAUGGAUAUUGUUGGAAUGCUGUAUAACUGGACGGAAGCCAUCUAUGUCACCGAAUCACCAACAAAACAUAGCCAAUCCGUGCUGACGUACAACCAGCACCUGGCGGAUACGGGACGGCCAAGGAAGCUGCCUUAUGUGACCUUUAUUCUCGCCCAUUCGGCCAGUAAUGCGGCUAAGUACAUCUCGACGACAGUACUACGGUACACCAUUCGCAAAUGGAAUAUCGUUCUUGACCUACCGGCUACGUUCAUCAACACCCUGCUGACGGUGAUGUUCAAUAAUGAUGCCGUGCGUCAGCGAAAUUACCAUUUCGUUAUAGCGUCUUUGGAAGCGGAGGCGGUCAGUUUUGAAACGCUGCGAUUAACCUCCAACAGUAUCACGACGCUAUCCAUGCUGUACAAUGUGAAAGUGGCGGACGACCAGGCCAGCAUGAAAACCACGGAAGACGCAUUGAAUCUGGACGCGGUUAAUCUGAUCCAAUCGGCAGCGAAGGAACUCAGUUAUUCCCGCACAUCCGUUUUAGAUUGUGCAACAGUUCCACUUGGUACAUGGAAAGAUGGCGAAGCAUUAAUAUCCUUGCUACGAAAUGCAAACUACACGGGGCUGACCGGUGCACUGGAGUUCAACGAAAGUGGAAGAAGGAAGAAUUAUCGGCUGGAUAUAAUGGAGUCGCUGAACGGGGCUGUCCUAACAAAGAAAGCUACAUGGAGCGAUACAAGUGGAUUUCAGCUGCUGCCGGUAAAUCGCACCGAGGGAAAAACGGUCUUGAAAGUUGUGGGAGUUUUGACAGACCGGUUCUUGAUGCGGGAACCCUGCAACGGCACAUCCUACGUGUACAGAAUACCGGUGCCUUUUCCUAGCAGUUCCGACGUGACACUGUGCUACGUGGGAUAUAUUGUCGAUCUCAUUCACGAGUUGCAGGCUAUCACCAGUUACACCUUCGCUUUCCAUCACAGCCAGGGAAAAUAUUAUUACGGGAACUUUAUUAAUGGAACAUGGACCGGAGCUGUCGGAGAACUGCUGCGCAAGAAUGUUGAUAUGAUUGUGGCCGAUCUGGGGGUCAUCUCGGAGCGGGAAGCCGUCAUGGACUUUACCAUACCCUUUAUGAACGACGGUUUCGUCAUUCUAAUGAAGAAAGACGAACACCGAAUGCUGCAGUUAUUCAGUUUUAUGCAGCCCUUCUCCGCGCCGCUGUGGCUGUCACUAGCGUUGGCCCUGCUGAUCACCUUUGUUGUUGUGUACGUGGUGGGACGGUUGUCGUCGGCGGAAUGGCAUCGGCCAGCAGACUAUCACCGUAUCGCCAACCGUACCCUGAUUAAUGAGUACACCGUGCAGGAAUCUUUGUGGCUGAUGGCAGCAACGUUGCUACAGCAAGGGCCGAACAUUUCACCCCGCUCGUGUGCUACAAAAAUUGCUGUUGGCUCGUGGUACAUUUGGGCGCUGAUCGUGUGUUCCACCUACACCGCUAAUUUAGCGGCGUUUUUAACACUGAACCGGAUGACCUCGCCCAUUCAGUCAGCGGAUGAUCUGGUGGCCCAGGACGAGAUUCGCUACGGCAUCCUGGAGGCCAGCGUGGCCUCCAAUAAUUUCUUCAACAAUUCCAAGGAGGAUCUGUAUGAGCGCAUGUGGCAGACGAUGCAACGUCUGAACACCUCGGUGGACAGUCUGCAAACCGGUCUGGAUCGGGUGCGGCACAGCAAAUUCGCCUUUAUCGGUCCGAAAACUGUGGCGGAGUUUGCCAACUCCGGAAUGCCGUGUGACACGCGGAUUGUCGGACAGCCGUUAUACUACUCCAAUUACGCCAUUGCCAUGGCGGCCGGUUCACCAUUGCGGAAGAUCUUUUCGGAAGCCAUUCUGUAUUUAAACGAGAACGGAAUAUUACGGACGUUGGAGAAAAAAUGGUUUCAUAGAGAUGAAUGCAUUAAAGCGAACCAGAAAGAUACCAGCUCCAGUGCGGAUGCUACUGAUCUGACUGCUCUGAAUCCUAUCGAACUGGCUGGAUUGUUCGUGAUACUCGCCGCUGGCCUGGUGCUGUCGCUGAUUGUGGCGGUUGCCGAUUAUUUUCAGAAUGGACUGCGAAGAUUUCGCAAAUACGGAGUAUCUUUUGAUGACAUAUUAAUGACGACGUCUAAGGAAAAAAAGCGUGGGCAUAGGCACAUCAACAAUACCGGUAACGCCACGCCUCUGAAUGAAGUGUCGCAGCGGAAUAGUUGGUUGGAACUGAUACCGUCCGGCACACCCGAGCCGACAUAGUGGAUACGCGCUCAAAGUAAAUCUGUUAAUUUUUUUCCAAAAGUAUUACUGUCAUGUGACGGAUUGGGAAGUAAUAAUGUAGUCUGGAACAGAAUAAUAUAGACUGUUCGAUGCGAACUGAGUAGCGCGAAGCGCACGUGGUUCUUACCUUUUAUACGGCUUUUGCUGCUGCUUGUUAUCACGCAUUGUAUUGCGCCGACAAGGCCGAAUGUACCGACAAAUGAAGUACUGGUCAUUUUA
This is a messenger RNA of Paramacrobiotus metropolitanus, 3003 nucleotides long. RefSeq names its product glutamate receptor-like. Gene Ontology annotation, molecular function: glutamate-gated receptor activity; transmitter-gated monoatomic ion channel activity involved in regulation of postsynaptic membrane potential. The transcript has 15 exons. Gene Ontology annotation, cellular component: postsynaptic membrane; plasma membrane. Bases 85 to 2763 code for a protein of 892 amino acids. NCBI's taxonomy places the organism in Eukaryota, Metazoa, Tardigrada, Eutardigrada, Parachela, Macrobiotidae. The record is from RefSeq and is a predicted model, not a curated record. Gene Ontology annotation, biological process: monoatomic ion transport; modulation of chemical synaptic transmission; synaptic transmission, glutamatergic.